Messenger RNA from Vitrella brassicaformis, 1747 nucleotides. The record is from the annotation of a GenBank genome assembly. Lineage: Eukaryota; Vitrellaceae.
CUUGAGACAUGCAACAAGGGCAGGGCACACCCCUUCUUACUAUUCUCCGAAGCCUUGGAGCCGUCGGGUUGAUCAAUCAAUCAAUGGUGUGUGUCUCGCUCUGUCUAUCACACCAAUCCAUCCAUCCAUCCAUCCAUGCCUGUACACCCGCAUUCAUUGACACCGUCCAUUCAUGUGUGUGACCCUCUGUGGUGUGCACCAAGGUCAGGCAGACUGAAAGAAAGACAGACAGACAGAGACCCCCCUGCUUGAUCCAAUUGGCUUGAUCGAUGGACGGGCGGAUGUCUUGUCCUUCCUGGCUGGUUCUUGUCCAUCAGCGGAAGCGGAGCUGGUCGUAGACUGAUGGACAGACAGAGAUCACACACACACACACACACACACAGAGAGAGAGAGAGAUGCACACAAGCCAUGUUGGCCGGCGGGCGACUGUUUGCGUGGCUGAGUACUUUUGUGGCCCGGGAAGUAGAUGUGGAAGCGCACGCUCGGCAGAGCGUCGCUGAUGAAGUAUUUGUAAUGCACAGCCAGGGGAUCCUCUGUGUUGCUCCAGGUGAUCUCCUUGCUCGUGAGAAAUUUCUUGAAAGAUCCCUCAUUCUUGAGCCUUUCGUAGUUGUCGUGCGUAAUGAUCUACACCCGUCGCACAGACACACGCACAUGCAGGUUGAUGACCGCAUCAAUCACAAUCAAUGCACAGUGACACAGUCCCUUACUGACCGUGUUGGAACGAAUGCAGAACUCUCCCUUGCCAUUGUCCAGCUUGUAGGUCUUGCCGUCCACACACUUGUUCUCGCAAGUGCCCUGCGCACACACAGAGACACACACACGCCAUCCAUCCAUCCGCCCUUGCGAGCAACUCGUCGACACAGUCACCCACUGUCAGACUCACCGUGCCGAUGGUAUCGCUGCUCGGGGAGCCGGCUGCUGGUUCGUCUUCGUCGGGGACCCAGCUAAUGAACUUGACCCUGUCAAUCACACACACCUCCCCCUUGCCGCAGCCGCUGGGGGGAAACCACUUGUAGUUCAUGCCGUCCAUGCCGUAGCUAAUGGCCUUUCUGCUGGAGACGAGGAGAAUUGGCUCAAACACCACCUUGCACGUGUCGCCAGAUUUCCCCUCCUCAGUGAAGGCUGAGGCUGCAGGAGACGGAAGAAGGCCAGCCCGAAUCGAACUGUCAAGCCCAACUAAAUACAACGGAUGUGCCGACCUGUUAUGGGACGUCCUGUGAGCUGGAUGGUCGUGGUGAGCUUCUCGAGCGCCUUGACGGCAUUGCCACUGGCCGCCACAGAAUUGGCACUCGCCGUGUGUGCGGCCUCGAUGAUGCGUCUGGCCUUGCCGAGUGCCGUCUGCAGAUAGGCAGCCGACACGGACCCACCUGCAGCAGCCGUCACAUCCAUCCAUCCAUCCAUGGCUUUGGAAAGAUCUCCUUCUCUCUCACCAGAUUGCUGGAUGAAGGCGUCGCCAUCGAUAUCGUCCCCUGAGAGUCGGCAUGAGGCGUCGGACCCCCAGCUGCUCACACACAUGUACACGCGCGCCCAAGCCAACGACAUUACCAUCCACAGAAGGCAGGUAUGCACCAGAUCAACACGUGUGUGUACCAGCGCGCCGGGGGUUCCUCUCUUACCGGUGCAUCCGCCCCGUCGGGGUCUUGCCGUUGGCGGUCUGGAUGGCGGCACAGAGGCCCACCAGAAGCACCAAAGCUACGGCAAUCGCGCAAUAUCGGGUGCCGUGGCCAAGGUGAUGCAUUUACUUGGC